AUGAAUCCAGCACAUUUAUCUGAUCAAAACCAACAAUGGUGGGACCCAGAUGCAAGUUUUGAAGGUUCCAUGAAUGCAGGUGCAUCAUGGUACCCGGAUUUAAAUCAGGUUCCUGCAUCAGAGUUCGAGCCCUACAGAAUACCACACGAGCAACACAGCUACAAUCACCACGAACCAGUCCAUUCGUUCGAGGGUGGUCAGCAUGGCCGGUCUCAUAGAUCACGAAAACGGUCUGAUCAGAAUCCUGACCUCAGGGAGAGGGAUUUCAAAGUCAAUUCUUAUCGACCUGUAUUUUCCGUACCGCCGGAAAAUAUAUCAAGGACAUCUAAAGAUGGUAGUUAUGACUUCGCAGAAUCCUGCCAUGCAUUCAGGGCCAGACCCGAUUCAGCGUCAGAAAGGGCACCACAGGAUAUCUCUAGACGGCAUAGUAUGAGAAGACAGGGCACAAAUCGGAAUGCCAUGAAUUACGCCCAAGAAGUUGAGCUUGACGAUACCUACGUAUCAGAGGCCCAUCAGUCAAGCGAGUUUGAACACAGUAGCAAUAAGGAUGCAACACUUAUAUUUUACUGUCCUCAUGUUAAUUGUGGCUAUGCAGGCCCAGACAAAAAAUCUCUCCGAAAACACCUUAGUAUCCAUGGUGAAAGAAAGUUCUCCUGUGAAAAAUGCAGCGCAGAUUUUCAUACGGCUAGGGAUCUUCGGAGACACCAAGAAGCCAAACAUACCAUCUCGAACGCAAAAAAGAAUUAUAUUUGCAAGGUACCGGAAUGUACCAGAGAUGCGACGUGGCCGUUUACGCGUAAAGACAACGCUCGUCAACAUGUUAUGCAUGUUCACGAGAUCGGGAACGGCAGGGUGGAUGAUUUCAUUGAAGAAGUCGUUCCGCCAUUCCGGGGUGGCCAUAGGCCUACAAAUAGCUCGUCGACCGACGAUACCGUGUAUUCCACUUUGUCGGGAGACUCGAAUAUUGGUUACCAUAGCCACGAGGACCCAGAGGGUGAGGAUAUCAUAGCAGAGUUCACAUACCUUCAGGAGUAUGACUCUGAUUUAGAUAUCGGCUACCCUUCUACACAAGAGAACUGGCAGCAAGCCGGACUUGGCCCUUGGGAUUUGGAUCACGAAAUCCAAGCGAAACCCUUCGAUCUUAACCCGCGACUACAAGGACGAAGACGCUCAAAAUCAGAAAUACAAUCUCGAUCAGCUUUACACCUGGACCCACAGGCACCCCUGUACUAUCAACAACAGGAGGGCAUGGUCCAGGAUGAAGACUUUCAGCUGUACCAUCAUAGCGAACAAUCUAACUGUUAUGAUAGCCGAUCCCCUAUCAACCAUAUUUCGCAAAUCAAGGAGGAGAGCCCAGGCCCAGGCCAACAUUAUCGCCUUCCUUCAACAGCUUCAACAGCAACCAAAAAGCCACCCAAACAUUUGUCUAGCCGCACGAGUAAGACUUACCACCCAGAGGCUUCAGCCACAACAGAGUCUCUCGAGGCAGCCUUUGAAAAGGUUCUCAUCAUUUAG
Molecule: messenger RNA, 1515 nt
Organism: Orbilia oligospora ATCC 24927
Lineage: Eukaryota; Fungi; Ascomycota; Orbiliomycetes; Orbiliales; Orbiliaceae
Exons: 3
Coding region: 1-1515 (504 amino acids)
Biological process (GO): regulation of transcription by RNA polymerase II
Cellular component (GO): nucleus
Molecular function (GO): transcription cis-regulatory region binding; DNA-binding transcription factor activity, RNA polymerase II-specific
Source: RefSeq, a predicted model, not a curated record